AUGGAUCGUGGAUGGACCAAGUCGAUGCUGGUGGCUUUUGCUGCUUGCGCCUCGACCUCCAUUGCUUCCCCCACCGAGUUCAAAUGUACCCAUAACUCCGCUCCGAUGCAGGCCCAUUUGGCCUACUCGGGAGACCGUGGUAUGACUGUGAGUUGGAACACUUACUCCAAGCUGGAUCAUCCCUAUGUUCGCUACGGUCGCCACCCCAAUGCUCUUUGGCAGUGGGCCGAAUCAGACGUUUCGGUCACCUAUCCCACUUCGACCACCUAUAACAACCAUGUGAAGAUUACUGGUCUGGAGCCGAACACUAUGUACUAUUAUCAGCCGCAGUGUGGAAACUCCACCCAGAUCUAUACCAUGAAGACCGCCCGUGUGCCUGGUGAUAAGACCCCCUUCACCAUCGCGGUUGGCGGUGAUUUGGGCUUGAUGGGUCCCGAGGGACUCACUACCACUACUGGUCCUAAUGGAGGUAACGCACCUUUGGGUCCCAACGACAACAACACAAUUCAGUCUUUGCAGUCUAUGAAGUCAGAGUGGGAAUUCUAUUGGCACCCUGGUGACAUUGCCUACGCCGAUUACUGGUUGAAGGAAGAAGCCCAAGGCUUCCUUCCUAACUUUACUGUCAGUGAUGGACCGGCUCUGUAUGAGUCUCUCUUGAAUCAGUACUUCGAUGAGAUGAUGGCCCUGACUGCCGAUCGGCCGUACAUGGUUGGACCUGGCAACCACGACUCGAACUGUGAUAACGGCGGUACCACCGACAACGGCGUUUCUUACAACGUCAGCAUUUGCCCCGUGGGCCAGACCAACUUCACGGGCUUCCGCAACCAUUAUCGCAUGCCUAGCGAUGUAUCUGGUGGAGUCGGGAACUUCUGGUACUCCUUCGACCACGGCAUGACUCACUUCAUCCAAUUGAACACCGAGACUGAUAUUGGUGAUGGAUUUGUUGGCCCUGACGAACCCGGUUCUUCGGAAGGCAUGAACUCUGGUCCCUUUGGCUCUUACCCCAACGAGCAGAUCGAUUGGCUCAAGAAGGAUUUAGCAAAUGUGGACCGUGAGAAGACACCCUGGGUCAUUGCUGCCGUACAUCGUCCUUGGUAUGUGAGUGCCAAGAACAGCAGCUCCACGGUUUGUACCGAGUGCAAGGAUGUCUUCGAACCUCUGCUUGUUCAGUACAACGUUGAUCUGGUCAUCCAAGCCCACACCCACUUCUACGAGCGCAAUCAGCCUUUGAAUGACUAUGUCAUUGAUCCCGCCGGUCUUAACAACCCCUCAUCUCCGUGGUACAUUACCACCGCCGCCCCCGGCCACUACGACGGAUUGGACAACUUUGUUUCACCUUUAAAGCCUUACGCUGUCUACGCUGAGGAUACCGCUUACGGAUGGAGCAAGAUCACAUUCCACAACUGCACUCACAUGACUCAUGAGUUCGUGUCUAGCAGCAACAACACUAUUCUUGAUACUGCCACUCUGUUCAAGGACCGCAAGUGCGGCUCUGAAAAUGAGGCUCAUGGCUGGUUCUGA
Penicillium maclennaniae is the source of this 1521-nucleotide messenger RNA. RefSeq names its product purple acid phosphatase family protein. Lineage: Eukaryota; Fungi; Ascomycota; Eurotiomycetes; Eurotiales; Aspergillaceae. The transcript is spliced from 4 exons. Gene Ontology annotation, molecular function: metal ion binding; acid phosphatase activity. The coding region runs from base 1 to 1521 and encodes 506 amino acids. The record is from RefSeq and is a predicted model, not a curated record.